AUGUCUUCCUCUAUGCCCACUUACUGUGAUGAGACGGAACCCCAAAUGGAUACAGGUGACGUCGCUUCGACCAAUAAUGCAGACUCGGUGGACGAUAGCGCUGGCAUGUCUAAUGCGUUGGACGAUCUCUUCUCGACAUCACUGGACUUCCUGCAAUGGGGAGACCUGUUUACGUGGGACACCGAAGUGCCAGGACUUGAGUCAGGCCCUCUGCCCAUGGGCAGUAUUGAAAGCCAUGAUCUGACCAACCACCCAUCGGGGCCAUGGAGUACUGGAAACACCGGAGACAUUCAUGGUCACGGUGGGGAUGCAUUUCCUGAUGGAACUGACGCGGAUCUGGAAGGCAUGGCUUGGCCUGAGGUAGACUGGGUCGUCGACGCUCCAGCGCUGCUCAAACACUUCAAUGAAGAGGUCAUCAACCAGAUGGGUUCCCUACCGAUCAACGAAAAGUCCGGUUGGAGAAUUCUCAACGUACCCUCCGCCAUUCUCACUCUGAGCCAUAUUACCAUGUUUGGCGUGGAUAAGAAAGAUAUUAGACACGCGAGUCUUGCAAAUUUGUAUGGCUUACUCGCCGUGUCAGCGUUCCAUCUGUCUCUAAAUCCCGGUGCCUUCCCGGCGUUGAGCAGACCUGGUGACUACUGGCACUUCCUUUCGGAUCGGACAUAUGAAGCCGCUAAGAUACAUUUGAAAAUAAGCCUUGAGAGCGAAACCAGGCGGAAUUCUACCAGCAAGGCGAAGUACAAGGAGCAGCUCAUGGCUGUUGGAGCAGUACUAGCAAGCGCCUUAUUAUCCGGUAAUGAGGCCGAGUCGCACAAAUAUCUCGUGGAGAUGGAAAGGCUCAUCCGAGUUCGAGGUUUAACCAAGCCAAAGCUCUCGCGUCGGGCCCGCCUAUUCCAUAACAUUUAUGCGUGGAUGAGGAUUGUAUCUGAGAGUACAAAGGUACUCCAUGACGAAAGCCAAAUCACACUCAAGCCACUGAAGCUAGCCAGCACGGGGCUGAACACACCGGACGAUGAUGAUUCGGGAACAUCACGGUCUCGACAAGCCGGGUCUUUGCACAACAUCAAUCCUGACAGCACUCUGGACAGUUUCUUGCACUUAGAGCAGUUCCAACUACAGUCCGACUCCGAAAGCCGUGGCCGCCGACAUGACGAUACACGAGACAUCCACCUCGUCAGUUCACUCAACUGUCGUGAGGACAUGCACAUGCGGAUAUACGGUGUUCCCGAGACCUGGCUGCGGCUCGUGUCCCAGGUUACCCGGCUUGCCAAUGUCAUGGAUAGGCUGUCACCGUCGCAGGGUAAAUCAGAUGCGGAGACCUUGGCAUCGCUGCAGCCCAAGGCAGCAUAUCUAGAGGAAGCUGUAUGCUCCUUCAAAGCGCGGUAUCAAUCUGCAGCUCAGACCGAGUCCAAUCAAAGCCGGCCUCACAUCCACAUGGCACGCGCUCUUAGCGCGGCUCUGGUGAUUUUCUUCUAUCGACGAAUCCGAAACAUUCAUCCGAUGAUGCUCCAAGACAGCGUGAAUCAGGUGAUGGACUCUCUUCACAUGUUUGAUGAGGCCUUGCAAAAGCAUGGACUAGUCGGACCCGGAACCGCUUGGCCGGCUUUCAUUGCCGGGGCAGAGGCCACAGGAGCGGAGCAACGCAAAAGCUUUGAAGCUUGGUUAAGCAGAGCGAAUGCGAAGUCUGGAUGGAAAGGCUAUGGUGUUUCUAAGGAUGUAUUGAAAGAAGUCUGGAGGCAGCGGGAUGCGGCUGGAGGCGUGAGAGGAUCGCCGACAUGGGUGGAUGUUUGCAGGCAGAUGCGCCGAUGGCCACUUCUAUGCUAA
Colletotrichum siamense is the source of this 1824-nucleotide messenger RNA. RefSeq names its product Arginine metabolism regulation protein II. NCBI's taxonomy places the organism in Eukaryota, Fungi, Ascomycota, Sordariomycetes, Glomerellales, Glomerellaceae. Gene Ontology annotation, molecular function: DNA-binding transcription factor activity; transcription cis-regulatory region binding. The record is from RefSeq and is a predicted model, not a curated record. The transcript is spliced from 2 exons. Bases 1 to 1824 code for a protein of 607 amino acids. Gene Ontology annotation, cellular component: nucleus. Gene Ontology annotation, biological process: positive regulation of transcription by RNA polymerase II.